AUGUGUGUGUGUUUUGUUACAGAGGCGGCAGCAGUUAAGUUUGAUAUACGGAACCAGUGCGGGUACACAGUCUGGGCGGCGGGAUUACCCGGAGGAGGGCAGCAGCUGACCCAGGGGCAGACAUGGACGGUUAAUUUGGCGGCGGGUACACAAUCAGCAAGAUUCUGGGGUCGAACCGGCUGCUCUUUCGAUGCUAGCGGCAAAGGAACCUGUCAAACCGGUGACUGCGGCGGCCAACUGAGCUGCACAGUCUCGGGAGCUGUUCCCGCCACGCUGGCCGAGUACACUCAGAGCGACCAGGACUAUUACGACGUGUCGCUAGUGGACGGCUUCAAUAUUCCUCUUUCCAUCAACCCUACCAAUGCACAGUGCACUGCCCCUGCAUGCAAAGCCGACGUGAACGCUGUGUGCCCUGCUGAAUUGAAGGUUGCCGGCGGAUGCAAGAGUGCCUGCGUUGCCUUUCAAACAGACCAGUAUUACUGCACUGGCAGCUAUACCAACAGCUGUCCUGCGACAAACUACUCAAUGAUAUUCAAGCAGCAGUGCCCUCAGGCCUACAGUUAUGCCAAGGACGAUACGGCAACAUUCGCUUUUCCCUCUGGUACAGACUACACUAUUGUAUUCUGUCCUUAGAUAUAUAUAGGAUUA
Messenger RNA from Cryptomeria japonica (Japanese cedar), 648 nucleotides. RefSeq names its product pathogenesis-related thaumatin-like protein 3.8. NCBI's taxonomy places the organism in Eukaryota, Viridiplantae, Streptophyta, Pinopsida, Cupressales, Cupressaceae. Bases 1 to 633 code for a protein of 210 amino acids. The transcript has a single exon. The record is from RefSeq and is a predicted model, not a curated record. Gene Ontology annotation, cellular component: extracellular region. Gene Ontology annotation, biological process: defense response.